Trematosphaeria pertusa is the source of this 990-nucleotide messenger RNA. Its product is annotated as NAD(P)-binding protein. Gene Ontology annotation, biological process: purine nucleobase biosynthetic process. Gene Ontology annotation, molecular function: methylenetetrahydrofolate dehydrogenase (NADP+) activity; methylenetetrahydrofolate dehydrogenase (NAD+) activity. Lineage: Eukaryota; Fungi; Ascomycota; Dothideomycetes; Pleosporales; Trematosphaeriaceae. Gene Ontology annotation, cellular component: cytosol. The record is from RefSeq and is a predicted model, not a curated record. The transcript has 3 exons. Bases 1 to 990 code for a protein of 329 amino acids.
AUGGCCGACGAGAAGCCGCACUGCAAGGUCGUCCUCGCGACCAACAUCGCGAAGAGCCUGCUUGAAGAAGUCCAGGACGGCCUGGCCAAGAUUGGCCGAAAGCCGCUCCUGGUCGGCUUCCUGUCGUCGACGGAUCCCGCGGCGAGAGUCUACGCGGAAUGGACGGGCAAGACGGCAAAUGAAAAUGGCUUCGCCUUCGAGCUGCGCGAAAUCGACCGAGAAGAACUCGAAGACGCGCUCCUCGACGCGAACAACGACGCCGCCGUCGACGGGAUAAUCGUCUAUUACCCCAUCUUCGGCAACCGCCAGGACCAGUACCUGCAGCAGAUUGUGUCCAUCGACAAAGACGUGGAAGGCCUCUCCCACCGCUACAUCUUCAACAUGUACCAGAACAUUCGCUUCCUCGACCAUGCGAACACGAAGAAGAGCAUCUUGCCCUGCACGCCGCUCGCCGUCAUCAAGAUUCUCGAAUACUUGCGCAUAUACAACACCAUUCUGCCGUACGGGAACAGGCUGCACGGCCGCACAGUGACGGUGAUAAACCGGAGCGAGGUCGUGGGGCGGCCGCUCGCUGCCCUGCUAGCCAACGACGGAGCAUGCGUAUACAGCGUGGACAUCAACGACGUCCAGCAGUUCACAAGAGGCGAGGGUCUGCGCAAGAGGAGGCACGAAGUCCACGAGAAGCCUGGCUGGACGCUAGAGAACUGCCUACCCAUCAGCGACGUGGUCAUCAGCGGCGUCCCGGGCGACAAGUACAAGGUUCCCGCGAACCUAUUAAGGGAUGGCGCCGUCUGCAUCAAUUUCUCCAGCGACAGAAACUUCAGUCCCGACGUUAAGGAGAAGGCGUCUAUCUAUGUGCCUGCGAUUGGCAAAGUGACCAUCGUGGUCCUCCUAAGAAACCUACUACGCAUCGUGCAGAACAAGAUCGACGCCGCGGCAGAAGCAUCACGGGAGAAUGUCUCGGAGGCGGUCCAGACAUCGGAGUCGUAG